Messenger RNA from Fomitopsis serialis, 315 nucleotides. RefSeq lists its product as uncharacterized. The transcript is spliced from 2 exons. NCBI's taxonomy places the organism in Eukaryota, Fungi, Basidiomycota, Agaricomycetes, Polyporales, Fomitopsidaceae. The annotation marks the transcript as partial. The record is from RefSeq and is a predicted model, not a curated record.
UAUCUUGUUGUGCAACUAGAUCCGGUAGGAAUGGUCGAACCGCUAAACGACCCGACUUUGGCGAAGACCGCGCAAGAGCUGCGGGUCCAGAAAUACGUGGCACAUCUGUCUGAGAUCGAUGAGCUGCCUAUGCCGCACAAGCCGAAUCACAAGUGUCGCAUCGCACUCGUAGGCCAAGGCCUCUGCCAGGAAGACGGCGACACUGGCAUCGACUCGGCCAUGUGUAUCCCGAUCUUCCCGGAGACCAAACACCCGCUUUCCCGGGAGCCUCUGCAGCCAACACCUUCAUUCCCGUUCCAAAAUUGUUAUCAGUAC